CGUUGACAUUGACAGUGAUACUCAAGUGACACUUGACUACGACUUGAAGAAAAUAUUUUCAUAUUUUGUAUUUUCCAAUUUCAUCCAAAAUUUAAUUAAUCGAUAGUGAUUUUUCAUUCUAAAAUUGAAAUAAUCUCUAACUCCGACGGAUUGUAACGUUUUACCAAUAUAAAUUUCAUUCUAAAAAUUAUAAAAUCUUCAAUAUGCAACGCGAAGAGAAACAAUUAGAAGCCACUUUACAUGCGAUUUUAAACAGGGUAAAUGAUCUUAAAAGCGCUAUCCAGGCGUUAAUCACAAAACUUGAAACGGAAUACGAAACUAUAAACUGGCCUUCAUUUCUUGAUAAUUAUGCCAUUUUAUCGGGUCAUUUGACUGGUUUAAGUAAAAUAUUACAAGCAGAGUUGGCUCCUUCACUGAAGUCAGUGGUAGUGUUACCACUGCAGCUGGGUUGUGAGCGGGAUGAAGAGCUAGCUCGGCUGACGGAGGGUCGUGUUCCUGCCUGCACGCACGACCUGGUGCCGGAUUUGUUGAGAACUAAACCUGAACCACAAGCUGAGCAGAGACUACAACAACUUAAUCACAAAGCCAGCACUCUCAGUUUUGAUACAGCACAGAAACAAGUGGCCCAAUUUACUAAAGUUGUGAGUCAUGUAUGGGAAAUAAUAUCAAAAGGUCGUGAGGAUUGGGAAGGCGAAUCUAUGAGAUCUGCAGGUAUGCAGCCAACACAUAGCAUUGCAGAUACUCAUGCAUUAGUCACAGCAGUUGGAACUGGAAAGGGACUUCGGCCUGGAAUGCCUCCCAGUUUACCACCAGGAGUUGGUGCUCCUGGCAUGGGCCCAGCUCGUGGACCAACACCACAUAUGGGCCCUGCUGCACCAUCCAUGCCCAAAGCACCAUCAGCCAUCAAGACCAAUAUCAAAGCAGCUAAUCAAAUUCAUCCCUAUAGACAGUAAAACAUAUGUAUUUGAUGAAUAAACUGUUAGUUGUCUAA
Bicyclus anynana (squinting bush brown) is the source of this 991-nucleotide messenger RNA. It is a transcript of the gene MED8, whose product is annotated as mediator of RNA polymerase II transcription subunit 8. The coding region runs from base 204 to 953 and encodes 249 amino acids. The transcript has 4 exons. The record is from RefSeq and is a predicted model, not a curated record. Lineage: Eukaryota; Metazoa; Arthropoda; Insecta; Lepidoptera; Nymphalidae. Gene Ontology annotation, biological process: regulation of transcription by RNA polymerase II. Gene Ontology annotation, molecular function: RNA polymerase II cis-regulatory region sequence-specific DNA binding; transcription coregulator activity. Gene Ontology annotation, cellular component: mediator complex; core mediator complex.